AUGAUCUUAUCACAGAGCGAGGUAUUCUCAAGUCUAAAGACGAAAUUUGCCCAACUGGAAACCGAAGUUGUGGAGGAGAAGGUACUACUAGCAGCCCUAUCUCCCCAAACUGAAGCCAGGUACAACAUCCAGCGCACAACUUUGGAACUAUCUGGCAGUCGUAGCACAGUGAAAACCACCAGCUCACAAGAGCAAGAACCUGUAAGUUUACUGGCCGAAGCCUAA
Echinostoma caproni is the source of this 225-nucleotide messenger RNA. The record is from the annotation of a GenBank genome assembly. NCBI's taxonomy places the organism in Eukaryota, Metazoa, Platyhelminthes, Trematoda, Plagiorchiida, Echinostomatidae.